GAACCAUGAAUGCUAUCCAUCUGGCUCCGCACGCGCCCACCACCCCGUUCGUAUCUCAGACUUCUAGCCUACCCUGAACGUCUCAAUAUCCUCAUCGCACGGUCCUAAUGGACUUGCGCAGUACAAUCAUCUGCUCUAGUCGCAGUGACGCUUUAUGAAUCCUCCUCAUCCUCUCCCUCGCCCCUCAUACCCGUCGUUAUUCACCUGCGCUCUGCUUACUGCGUACUGUGCCGCGGCAUUGAUGAGCUCGGCCCUCGAGCAUUAUUCACCUGGAUCGUUGUCGUCGUUCAUACCCAUUGGGCAAUCUCCUACCUUGCUAUCAUCCAUGGAAGCAAACAUGCAGAUCACGACUACCCCGUCGGGUUCAUUCGACGCCUGUGCAUCGUCCUUUACUUCCAAUGGCCAGCAGACACCCCAGCACCUGAUGUUCAAUAAUCCGAACACGAGCAAUGGUAUGAUGGCGCCAUCAGGAUCAUUUCGCUCCUUCUCGGAAGCGAAUGGCUUCAAUCCUGCGCAGCACGGUGGUCCCGCUCAAAUAUACACAGCUGUUUACUCGGGCGUAUCAGUAUACGAGCUCGAAGUCAACGGUAUUGCUGUUAUGAGGAGGCGAUCGGACUCUUGGCUGAAUGCAACGCAAAUCCUCAAAGUCGCUGGUGUAGACAAGGGAAAGCGAACCAAAGUUUUGGAGAAAGAGAUAUUGACCGGAAACCAUGAAAAGGUCCAGGGCGGUUAUGGAAAAUACCAAGGGACGUGGAUUGAUUACAAGCGGGGGAGAGAAUUCUGCCGUCAGUAUGGUGUCGAAGAGCUAUUACGCCCAUUACUGGAGUAUGAUGUGAGUGCAGACGGGAGCGGCGCUCCCGGCCAAGGUAUGGACACGCCUACCAAAGAACAGGCCAUGGCGGCGAAUCGUAAACGUUUCUACACUACCUCGAUGGAAGCACGCGCGCCAGCCCAAAAUUCUGAUGGGACAUUCUUCUCAAACAUAUCGUCCACGGCAUCGAAUGCUCUAGCUGCAAUGAACAAGGUCGCACGAAUGAACUCACCUACGCCUCGGCCAGGCAGCUCACAGCGUCGGCCAGGCACAAUAGGGGGACGACCGUCGCAGCCUCCGAUGGCCAGUCAGGAAUCGUUUCGCAGUAGUCAACAGAGUAUGCAGAGUAUACACUCCGAAAAAAGCUUCGGUGCCACAGGCCAAGGUGAUUCUACUUAUGGCACAUCCAGCGCACUUUACGGAGCAGACGGAAUGGAAACACAGGAGCCACCACGAAAACGAAUGCGAUCGGACCAUGGCGAUUCAUUCGCCCAGUCUAACGGUGGACGUGAUGUUGCAAUGCGGGAUGGUUCGCCAACAGAACCGAAUGAAUCGUUCACAGGGCAGAUGUCUUUGCCACAAGUACCGCCUGUGGAGGGCGAAGCACCCACUGCUUUGCCACCACUACCUCCUCCCAAAAAUAAGAUGACAGACGAGAAGCAGGCAUACUUAACAGAUCUCUUUGCAGACACAUCUAGGACCGACUUUGCCGACCAUCCAGCGCUUCGUCACCUGUCCGGUGCUGAACUCGAUUUGCCAAUCGAUAAUGCCGCGAACACCGCAAUGCACUGGGCUGCUACUCUGGCUCGAGUCUCACUGAUGCGUCUGCUUGUUUCGAAAGGUGCCAAUAUGUUCCGUGGCAAUGCUGCGGGACAGACUCCAUUAAUGAGCGCUGUGUCGGUCAAUAACAGCUUGGAUCAUAGUUGCUUUCCUGAAACGCUGGAGAUCUUAUCUCCUCUAAUCGAGUUCAGGGACCACCAGGGCCGCACCAUUCUGCAUCACAUAGCAGUUACGUGUGCAAUUAAAGGAAGGGCCUCUUCGAGUAAAUACUACUUGGAAGCCCUAUUGGAAUUUCUAGUACGCAGCAAUUCAGCAAAUGGGCAACAAGCUUCCUUCGACGUUGGCUCUAGUAAUAAGCCAAUAGGCCUCAUGCGUUUCAUGGGUGAAAUGGUAAAUGCCCGAGACAAGAGCGGAAAUACUGCUUUGAAUCUGGCUGCAAGGAUUGGUAAUCGCAGUAUAAUUCGUCAACUUCUCGAAGUACAGGCUGAUGUCACUAUUCCUAAUUACAAAGGGAUGCGGCCUAUUGAAUUUGGAGUCGGUGUCGACGUGGACAAGUCUGGAUACUCACAAAGCCAAGCUGGAUCACCACCCAAGGGCAAAGCGCCGUUGAGCCGAAGUGAAGAAACAAGCCGAGAGAUCAUGCCCCUGUUUAAUUCGUUCCUCUCUCAAGCGGAAACGCAAUAUAGCGCAGAAACAAGAAUAAAGCAGGAUCAGAUCGAUAAAACAAACAGUAUGAUUAAGGAGCUUUCUACACACCAGAAACUUGAAUCGCAAAAACUUGAUGUCCUCCGCCAGCGUAAUCAGGUAAGGUCUGAUCGUCUGCAACGUAUACAGAACCUCCGUCGAUGGGCCGAGUCGCAAAGGCGCGCACUUGCCAACAAAGAGCCCGCAGCAUUGACGAGACUCAAGGCCUGCUCUAUUGGGGACGCAGAUUUGGAUACCGGAGUCGCCGUAAGGGCAGACCAUUUACCAGACAGUGUUUUAUCUCUCACGACGAUCCUUCCGUCAUCGACCGCCCCUGAAUUCACUUCAUCGAUUAAUGGAAACCUGGAUAUUGACACAUUGUCUGGGCCACACCAGGCAUUCCUUUAUUCGCUACCUCCGGUUCAUGUGCUGAAGGCUCGUCUAUCGGCCUAUAUCAGUAACAAUUCCAAUCUUCAAGAGCGAUGCAAAUCUCUCAAAGAAAGGAACGGCGAACUCGAGGCGCAGUACCGGAAAAUUAUUUCCAUAUGUACGAAUACAGACGAGACACGUAUUGAGGAAUCAUUAUCCGGCUUGGUCGCGGCUGUGGAGAGCGAGACUUCUGAUGGUAUUGAUGUUAGCAGAGUGAAGGAAUUUUUGCGGAAAGUUGAAGGUGUGGACCCAUGAAUCCAGGCCAUCGUUGGACAGGCUAUUUCGUUGUCGAGCCGAAUUCUCGAGCAGUUCAUUGGCGUUAUUGGCAUAAGGUGAAGAUACCAUACAUGGUGGCUCGUUCUGACGAUUGCAUCAACAAUGAAAGUCUUUUUGGACCAGGAUUCCCACGCUAUGUAAUGUUAUGGCUUUGAACGAAUUUAGCGGCCUAGUGCCAUUGCCUUGGGAGAUUUCUCGAGCUAGAGCAAAUAUAAGCACAAGAGGCCAGAAAGUGAAUAUAACCGAGAAACCACCUGGGUCCAUGUAGUAGUUGGCGUUCCGACACUCUAGCCUAGACUGGCAGGACGAGGAUGAAUGGUGGCAUUCGCCCCGAAUAUGACAAACUCUUCUUCCAGCUCGUCGUCCCUCCGCAUCUGCAGCAAGUCAUGUUGCUUUUGAUAUUGAGCUGUUCGUUGUUAUUCGGAACCUAUUGAGCCGUCUGCAUCAAAAAAACAACAUU
Molecule: messenger RNA, 3440 nt
Organism: Pseudovirgaria hyperparasitica
Lineage: Eukaryota; Fungi; Ascomycota; Dothideomycetes; Acrospermales; Acrospermaceae
Product: start control protein cdc10
Exons: 3
Coding region: 338-2959 (873 amino acids)
Cellular component (GO): MBF transcription complex; SBF transcription complex
Molecular function (GO): protein binding; DNA binding; transcription coactivator activity
Source: RefSeq, a predicted model, not a curated record